Suncus etruscus (white-toothed pygmy shrew) is the source of this 1739-nucleotide messenger RNA. RefSeq names its product interferon alpha/beta receptor 1-like. The transcript has 12 exons. Lineage: Eukaryota; Metazoa; Chordata; Mammalia; Eulipotyphla; Soricidae. Gene Ontology annotation, molecular function: protein binding. The record is from RefSeq and is a predicted model, not a curated record. The coding region runs from base 32 to 1636 and encodes 534 amino acids.
AUGUGACGGGGGCCACAGUGGCCGGCGGACGAUGCUGCCCCUUCUGGGCGCCACCGCGCUGGUGCUGGUGGCCGGGGCGUCGUGGGGGUCACCCUACCCGGCGGGGAGAGAAGCUCUAAAAUCGCCUCAGAAUGUAAAGGUUUCCAUCAUUGAUGACAACAUUACCCUGAGAUGGGAGAGGAGCCCCGAGCACGACAGGAAUGUUACUUUUUCCACAUGUUAUCAAAUACCUUCUGAGACUGAUUGGACAGAACUGCCCUCGUGUCAACACAUUACAGCUUCCGAGUGCACCUUUUCCACAGGUGCACUGAAUAAUGUUUUUGAAGAUGUUCAGUUACGUGUACGAGCAGAGAGAGGAAACGAUGCUUCUGCAUGGUAUGAAGUGGACUCAUUUGUACCAUUUUUAGAAGCUCAGAUUGGUCCUCCAGAACUGCAUUUAGAAGCUGAAGAUAAAGCAAUAAAAAUCAGUCUCUCUCCUCCUGGAACAGAAAAUAGCAUCAUGUGGGCUACAGAUCUUUUAGCAUUUAAAUAUAACACAGUCAUCUGGGACAACUCAAGUAUGGAACGAAGUACUGAAUCUAAGUAUCCCAGAUAUAACAUUUAUAACCUCUCACCAAAUACUACUUACUGUUUAAAAGUUAGAGCAGUAUUACCUCCACAGAGAAAAGAUGGAUUGUAUACUCCAGUGCAUUGCAUAAAUACCACAGUGGAGAAUAAACUGCCUCCGCCAGAACACCUCCGAGUCAGUGCUCUUCAUGAGUUCUACUUUCUGAGGUGGGAUUAUCCUGGUGACCCCUCUGAACAGGUGACCUUUCGUGCCCAGUGGCUCUUUGCCUAUUUAAAAAUGCAUCCUGGGAGCCAUGCAGAUAAAUGGACACAAAUCCGAGAGUGUGAAAAUGUCAACACUACCCACUGUGUCAUUCCACAAGCGGUUUUUAUGAACGGAAUUUACUUUAUCCGAGUCCAAACUUCUAAAGGAAAUGCUACAUCCUUUUGGUCUGAAGAAAAAAAAAUUGAUACUGCCAUGCAAACUGUCAUACUUCCACCAGUCGUUAAGAUGAAAUCCAACAAUGAUGGUUCACUGCACGUCUACAUCGGUUCUGCAAAAGAUCCUGAAAACAAGCCCGUGGACCAGGAUUACCCCCUAAUUUAUGAAAUUAUAUUUUGGGAAAACUCUUCAAAGGUUAAGGCAACAUAUCGAGAGAAAACUGAUUUUACCAUUAGUCACUUGAAAGUGCUGACUAUCUACUGUGUCAAAGCCAGAGCGCUCGUCAUGGAUGAGAAAUGGAAUAAAAGCAGCGUGUUCAGUGACACUUUCUGCGAGGAAACAAAGCCAGCUGCUAUUUACCUUGUGAAACACCUCUGGAAAAAAAUAUGUUACGUGUUUUUCCCAUCGAAUAAACCUCCUUCGACUUUAAAUGAGGAUUUCUCCAGAAAAUCUUUAACGAAUCUACUCUUCGUCACUUCGGAGGAACAGACCGAAAGAUGUUGUAUCAUUGAAAACACAAACACUGUUACUGUAACAGAAGACAUUCCUAUAGUUGAGGAAAGUCAUAAACAGUACAGUUCCCAGACGAGUGAAGAUUCCGGGAAUUAUUCUAACGAAGAGGAAAACAAAGCCAGUGAUCAGGAAUGAGAAACAGUGGGCAGAGGUGGAGUCUAAAGACUGCAGAAAUGAGUCUGACGAAGAGGAAAAUGAGGUGGUGAACAGGAAGGAGAACCUCCCCGUGGGACCAGGC